Messenger RNA from Aphanomyces astaci, 1409 nucleotides. RefSeq lists its product as hypothetical. Gene Ontology annotation, biological process: RNA processing; adenosine to inosine editing. The record is from RefSeq and is a predicted model, not a curated record. Gene Ontology annotation, cellular component: nucleolus; cytoplasm. The coding region runs from base 76 to 1329 and encodes 417 amino acids. NCBI's taxonomy places the organism in Eukaryota, Oomycota, Saprolegniomycetes, Saprolegniales, Verrucalvaceae. The transcript is spliced from 5 exons. Gene Ontology annotation, molecular function: double-stranded RNA adenosine deaminase activity; double-stranded RNA binding; tRNA-specific adenosine deaminase activity.
GGCAAAAAGUAAAAAGUCCACAUUCAUCAUCGGCAUGUACGGAUAUGGUAAUGAAUUGUCCGGAUUCUGAGUACUAUGAGUGCCACGACUGAGGACGGUGUGGCGGCGGCGGCGUUGGCGUGGUUCCGCAAGACGAUUCCAGACAAGAAGCAUGCCUUGAACGAGCACACCAUCUUCAGUGCCAUCGUCCUUCACGAAACACAGAUUGGUGACGAUGCAGAUGCCACGCACGAACGCUUCCAAGUGCUUAGUGCGGGCACAGGCACCAAGUGUGUGGGCGUCAGUGGACUGUGUCGCGACGGCUUUGUCGUGGCAGACAGCCACGCUGAGGCCGUUUGUCGACGAUCGUUUCUUCGGUACUUGUACCAGGACCAAAAGCACAUGCCCCCCGACUCGAUCUUCGAGUUCGCACCCGUGGACAGUACGACUUUGGUUGGUCCGUUACAGCGCCGGCGACGGUUGAAACCAUCGUGUCAACUCUACAUGUACAUCAGCGAAGCGCCGUGUGGUGAUGGAGCCCUGUACGACCUCACCGACACCACGCUCGAGGUCAUCCACGAGUCCAAACUGAAAAAGCAAAAGCUGGACCAUCCCAAUGACGAGGUCGUCACAGUGCCGCGCCGCACCACCGGAGCCAAACAAGCCGACUCGACGGCGCAUUCCAAUGCCAUCGGCGUCGCCCGCGUCAAGUCCGGUCGGUCGGACAUUUUACCCGCGAACCGAACGCUGUCCAUGUCGUGCAGCGACAAAUUAUGUCGAUGGGUGGCCUGUGGUUUGCAAGGCGCCGUGUUAUCACGUUGGUUUCGUCCUGUGGUCCUCAGCGGCGUCGUCGUGAGUCAAGUCCAAGAUGCCGACCCCACGAGUUUCCGCGACGCCCUCAGGCGAUGUAUGCAGCGGGUGGAAGGUCCUGGAUGUGCCACGUUUAUCACGACCAAGCACCCGUUUCCCCUCUCGCGGUCCGCGACUCGGACAAGUGCGUCCGGCUUGUCGUUGAACUGGACGUUUGGGUUGUCGUCCGUGGAUGACGCCUCUGUCGAGUACACGAUCGGCGCCCGCGGCGUCAAAAUGGGCGCCAAGAAAGUUCUCAACGAUGUCAAUUCCAAGCAGAAAAUGAGCUCGCGCUUGAGUCGGCGGCGGCUCGGACGCCUCGCCAUCGCGUUAGUCGAGUCGGAAGAAGGGGAUCUUUCUCCUAUCGCCACAUAUGACGCCCUCAAAGCAGCAGCUACGUCAGCGGAAUACCUCGCAAACAAACGAGCAUUUCGCAGCCUACGUGCGUUUCAAACAUGGCGAGGGAAUCCCGUCGAGUUUAGUCGGUUUGCCCUGCCGUAACGAUUUCGAAUAUCGUUUAAAAUGUACAUUGCAUUCCACUUGGUGGCAUCACAUCUACCAACCACUAUGUAGUAGUCGAC